AUGGUAAAAAAGAAGGGAACUAUUUGGAACCAUUGGACGAUUAUUACACAAAGUUCAAUAGAAAAUAAUGAGAUUAAACCAAGUUUACAUCCUUCUGUAAAAUGUAAUUAUUGUUCUAAAGUUUUCAAUAGAGCUGUUCCUUUAAGAAUGCAAGCUCAUCUUAAUGAGUGUUUAAAUGCACCAAGUAAUGCUAAAUUACAAAAAACCAUUCCAAUACAAAAUCCUAUACCCUCAAAUAUCACAGAACAUCCUUUAACUAAUACAAAUACACCUCUUAUUGAAAAAAAUAGAUCUAAAAAACAAAUCAAAUUAGAUAAUUUUGUUGAUAAUAUGAAGGAAGAAGAACAGGAAUCUCUUGAAUUUUUACUAGCUCAGGCAUUAUAUUCAGCUGGAGUACCAUUUACCUUUGUUGAUAAUCCCUUUGUUAUUCAAUUUUUUAAAUAUCUUCGACCAUCUUUUAAACUUCCAAAUAGAAAGAAGAUUGCUAAUGAAUUAUUGGAUGAGGUUUAUGAAGAUGUAAAGAUACAAGCAGAUGAACAAAUUUCAAAAGCAACAACUCUUUGUAUGGUUUCUGAUGGCUGGUCUAACAUUAACAGAGAUUCAGUACAUAAUUUUGUUAUUUGUACUCCAAAACCAUUUUUUUUUGAUGCAACUUUUUCAGGUGAAGAAUCUCAUACAGCAGAAUGGAUUGCAGAUCAAAUAAUUCAACAAAUGGAUAUUAUUGGUAUCCAAAAGUUUUCAGCAGUCAUUACAGAUACAACUAAUGUAAUGAAAGCAGCAUGGAGAAAUAUUGAAGAAAAAUAUCCUAAUAUUGUUUGUCUUGGGUGUAAUUCUCAUAUUAUUAAUCUUUUAAUUAAAGAUAUUUUAUGUUUUGAUGAAAUUAAAGCUAUAGUUAAUAAUGCAAAAUCAAUAGUAAUCUAUUUUAGAUCUCAUCUACAAGCAGCAGCAAAAUUAAAACGUAUUCAAUUAGAAAAUUAUAACAAGGAGAUUACAUUAGUUUUACCAGUACUUACACGAUGGGGUACACAUCUUAGCUGUUUUCAAUCACUUAAAAAAUCAAGAAUUGCUCUUGAACAAUCAUUGAUGGACCCUUUGAUUCGCCAAAAAAUGGAUCAAAUAAUGAGAAAUAAUAUAUUAUCAGAUGAAUUUUGGCAAAUGGUAGAUUUGAUAAUUAAUAUUUUAGAACCAAUAGUUGUAGCAUUAAAGUCUUUUGAAUCAGAUACAUCUAUUCUCUCAACAAUUUAUUCAUAUUAUAGCAAAUUAAUAGAACAAUUUG
Messenger RNA from Funneliformis caledonium, 1276 nucleotides. The record is from the annotation of a GenBank genome assembly. Lineage: Eukaryota; Fungi; Glomeromycota; Glomeromycetes; Glomerales; Glomeraceae.